AUGCCGUUCGGGAAAACGGUAUUUCUGGGUGCCAUCUUGGCCAUGGGCCGGAUGAGCGAAGCGAAGCAGGUCAUUAACAAUGUCUGGUACUGUAAUGAGGUCAACAAAAUGCAGUACACCAAUGUUGGGUGCUCUGGUACUUUCAAGACUCCGAGCAUCAUGUCGGAUAACAGUGGUUCUUGCUCCGUUGAUUACGCGGAGCGAACCUAUAGCGGUCCAUUAGCGCCUCUUAACGAGCAGAUCACAUUCCAUCUUCGAGGCCCCCUUAAGUUGUACAACUUUGCGGCCUAUUACAUUGAUAAUACUCCAGAAGAUGAAGAGGACAUCCCAGAGGGUUAUCAAAAGCGUGAGGAGGCGCCACACAAGCAUCGUCGAUUCGAACACAUUCAUCAUCAUAAGAGGAAGUUGAAUAUAAAGACCGAAGUCGUCGAGGAGGUCGUUACCCUCACGCAAUACGUUGACGCUCCAGCCCCAACCACUUCCACCACCUCGAAGGUCGUUGCAGCCCCAUCAGCCGUUGUUGCUAACGCCUACAAGGCUCAUGGAAAGAGCAGCAAGCCAAAGAAGCCAGCGAAUGGUGAUCUCUGGAAGAGGGCUGGGUUCUACGACUCCGGCAAGCAGAUCCUCGAAGGUGUCACUUUCUUGAACAACAAGGGCGGUAUUGGCUCUGGAAAGUGGACCAGCUGUUUCGGAAAUUCUCUUUCGCAUAUGUCUGCCGAUGGAAAGGAUGGCUCCGCCACGCCCCAAAUCCUUGCCGACAACACUCUCUUCGGUGUCAAUGAAGAAUUCUCGAUCUGGACCAAUCAGACAUGUGAUGGGACCUGCGGUUAUGCUUAUGGGGACGAUGUCUGCUAUCGCGGAUGGGACGGUGAUAACAAAGUUUUCGUUUUCAAGUUUACCAUGCCACCUGCUCACACUGACGACAGCAACAUCUAUGGCAACUCCAACAUGCCCGCUAUCUGGUCUUUGAACUCUUUGAUUGGACGUACUCAACAAUACCCUGCUGACAAAAACUGGUCCUGCUGGGAUUCCGGUUGCGGUGAAUUCGAUAUCUGGGAAGUUCUCUACCCACAGGCUCCAGCUUGCGAGUACAUGACAUCGACUCUCCACAGCGCUCAAGGAAACCCCGGCACCGGAAAAGGAGGUGGUGGUACUUGCGACUACUUCAAGCGUCCUACUGAUACUACAUUCACCGGUAUGGUCUCUUAUCUCAGUGAUGGUACUAUUACUAUCCAGAAGCUUGACGAUGAUUUCGACUUCCCCGAAUACAUCACCACGGACAUCAUCAAGAAGGGAUUUUCUGCCGACAUGCCUUCCUUCAAGGUUUCUUCGUAA
Messenger RNA from Orbilia oligospora ATCC 24927, 1335 nucleotides. RefSeq lists its product as uncharacterized. NCBI's taxonomy places the organism in Eukaryota, Fungi, Ascomycota, Orbiliomycetes, Orbiliales, Orbiliaceae. Gene Ontology annotation, cellular component: fungal-type cell wall. The record is from RefSeq and is a predicted model, not a curated record. The coding region runs from base 1 to 1335 and encodes 444 amino acids. The transcript has 3 exons.